AUGUUAGAUGAUGGCAUGCAACACCAGAUGAACGCAAUCAAUAUAAAUUAGGAUUAUGAUUACUCGGGUGAAGAAGAGGUCGAGUAUGAGGUGCAGAAAUCUCAGCCUAUGACACUUGAGCAAUAAAAGGAGGAGCUAAAGAGGAAAUUGCAGAUGAUCUCUUCUAAGGGCAAGAAUUAAAAUGCAGGAAAUCGUUAGAAAGACUCCUUCCCUGACCCACUUGGCUCAGAUUAAGUAGAUGGAGACGAUGAAGCUGGCAGAGAGAGAAGAAAAGCUCUAGGCAAAUUUCAUCUCAACGAUUUUAAAUUCUUAUCUACUUUGGGAACUGGUACAUUCGGAAGAGUACGAUUAGUCAAACAUAAAAGUGACCCACCUGAAAGUGAACCAGUUGCUUUGAAGUGUCUUAAGAAAAGCGAAAUAAUAAGACUCAAGUAGAUUGAACAUGUCAAAUCUGAAAAGAAAAUAUUGGAGACCAUCAAUCAUCCUUUUAUUGUUAACCUGAAAGGCACAUUCUAAACACCUUCUCACGUAUUCAUGCUACUUGAUUAUGCUUGCGGAGGAGAGCUAUUUACCUUAUUAAGAAGAGAGGGAAGAUUUGCUAAUGAUGUUGCUCUAUUCUUUGCAGUAGAAAUCGUACUUGCUUUUGAGUAUUUACACUCAAUGGAUAUUGCUUACAGGGAUUUGAAGCCAGAAAAUCUACUAAUUGACAAAGAAGGGCAUGUUAAAAUAACUGACUUUGGCUUUGCGAAAAUUGUCAAUGACAGAACUUAUACCCUUUGUGGUACACCUGAAUAUCUAGCACCAGAAAUUAUUCAAUCUAAGGGUCAUAAUAAAUUCGUUGAUUGGUGGGCUCUUGGAGUCCUAAUAUUUGAAAUGCUUGCAGGAUAUCCACCUUUCUACGAUGAUAACCCACUCGGUAUUUAUUAGAAAAUCAUGGACGGAUAUUAUGAAUUCCCUCCUCAUAUUGAGCCUAAAGCUCGAGAUCUCAUCAAAAGCUUCCUCUGUGCAGAUAGAAGCAUUAGAUUAGGCUGCUCAAAGAAUGGCCCUGAUGAUGUCAAAGCUCAUAAAUGGUUUAGAGGUGUUGACUGGGUUUCUGUAUUUGCCAGAAAGAUUCCACCUCCCUGGGUCCCUAAGAUUAGAAAUCCUACAGACACUUAGUACUUUGAUAGAUAUGCCGAAUCAGCUGAAACUCCAAGCAUGCCCUCAAAAGAGCAAUAGAGAUAUUUUGUUGAUUUUUGA
Messenger RNA from Stylonychia lemnae, 1239 nucleotides. The record is from the annotation of a GenBank genome assembly. Lineage: Eukaryota; Ciliophora; Spirotrichea; Sporadotrichida; Oxytrichidae.